AUGACGAAGAAAACGGAAGAAGAAGAGGGAAAUCCAAAACGGACUCGCGUCGUCUGUCCUCCCACCGUGUUUUGAAGUGAAUAGUGUAGUUGAGCUGUAACAGCGGCUGUUAAGUGAACGACAGCUGCUGAAACCGAAGCAAAAGUAAGUGAUUAAUGCAGAGGGCUUCCCGUUUGAAGCGUGAGCUUCAGAUGCUGAGCACCGAGCCACCUCCAGGGAUAACAUGCUGGCAGGCCGAGGAGCGGAUAGACGACAUCCGGGCACAGAUAGUGGGCGGAACAGGGACUCCAUAUGAAGGUGGACUCUUCUCCUUGGAGAUUAAUGUCCCAGAGAGGUACCCAUUUGAACCGCCCAAAAUGCGGUUCUUGACCCCCAUCUACCACCCAAACAUCGACAAUUCAGGACGUAUCUGCCAUGAUGCCCUCAAACUCCCACCAAAGGGUGCCUGGAAGCCAUCCCUAAACAUCUCCACAGUCCUCAGCUCCAUUCAGCUCCUCAUGACUGAGCCCAAUCCAGAUGACCCACUCAUGGCUGAUAUAUCAUCAGAGUUCAAAUACAACAAACAGCUGUUCACGGAGAAGGCCAGGAAGUGGACACAAGAACAUGCUGUUCAGAAGAACAUGGGAGUCGUGGAAGGCAACAAAGAAAAUACUCCAGAUCAGAAAGCUUCAUCCCGCAAAAGAGAGGCUUUCGGGACGCACCAGGAGGCAGUGGAGCCACCAAAGAAGAGCUGUGUGUAGCUUCCAUCUCGCUUGUAAGAGCCACAGGUCUCUCUUCUCCGGACAUAACAUUCCUUAUACACCUGGUUGGAAAGAGUAUGAUUUUUAACUUUUAAUUCAGUGCCAAUACACACUUGAUUUCACUAUGUAUGUAUUACUUUUCUUAAUCCAGAAAUACCCACAUAUUUAUAUGUAUACUUUUUUAUGUUUGUGUCGUGAUAUUAAAGUUUAUUUUAACACUAAUUGAUGGAACUGAUUUAAUGUUUUACAGACUUCUCGUGUUGUGAGCAUUUGUGUUUCACAGUAGUAGCAUAAGUGAAGUGGUUGAUGGUAUAUACAGUAUGAAGAUAAUAGAUUUAUUCAAACAUAUGCAUACCAGUUGUAUACAAAGUAUGUACAUCCUAAAUAGCAAGUUGUAUUUUUACAAACUAAGGAUUUAUUUCUUAAUAUAUAAAAUUAUAUAUUUGCUGCUUAUCAUAUAAAAAGGGAGACAAACAUCAUAAGGCUGUAGUGAGUCAAUACCAUGCUAGUUCAGAGGUAGUUACAUUGUAUGUACAUAUUGCUAGCCUACUCUAGUGUCUGUGGAAAGAUAGCUACAUCCCAUUCAGUCUGUAUAACUGCAUGCCUCGUAUUUGGGCAGAUUUGCAUAUUUAAGAAAAAAAAAAAUCAUGCAAACCGUAUGAAUCUGUUGCAUUUUGCUGCCACAAAGAAUAACAUUCUCAUAACCGCUAUUACACAAUUGCAAAGAAAUAUCCGACUAUAACAUUUCCGUGAAUGAAAAACGGUAGCUUACUCUGGUAAAAACAAAUGUCCUUGUGUGUCCGAUAAUGACUCCCUUUCUUUGAAACAGACCUUAGCAAUGGCAUAGAACUUAUAUUUAUAAAAAUAAUAAGAUAACCCCUCUUAAAAUAUAACCAAACAAUCUGUAACCUCUAAGCUGCAUGUCUCAUGAUCACAUUUCAGAAAAAAAACAUUUACACUUAAAAUUCUACUGGUUCUACCUUAAUUCCCCCUGGCUUAACCAUUGAUUUGUCAGAUGCUUAGGUUUUCCAUGUAGUUUACAGCUUUUGUUUGAGCUUUCUUUUUGUCAUGCGAGUCCAUGACUCAAACAGUCCACUGGGUAAUGUCUGAAAUUGUCCUUUAUUUUAACAGACAUGUUGUAGUGGGGUGUUUCCUUUAAUAGUCUUUACAUUGAAGGGAGCUUUUAGUUGCACUCUCCAUUUUCAGAGGCACUUUGUUGUGUUCUCAUAGACUUCUCUAGAGUACUCUACAGUCUCUGUGUGGACUCAUUCUGAGGUUCUGGAGGAUUGAUAACCCCGAGAGGGUCUUGCUGUUUGAUGAUGGUCCUUUAGUGUCCAUAGUGUCCCAGCUAGCUUGGAGGCUCAUGGAUGAGAGGGGAGAGAGGGACUCAUGGCUGAGUGAUACAGGGAGCAAGUGUUAUGAAUCACGUCUUGAUCUAAACUCUUGAGACAUUCCUCGUCGUUCAGGCUCCCUCCUUCUGUCACCCUGUCUCUAUCUCUGGCUGUGGGAAUCUGGCAAGGGAUGAGAGGAACAGAGGAAGUAGAGGAGCAGUGGGAAAACCUGAUGGGAUCCAGUUGGGGUUGGAGAGAGGACCCGCCACUGUAAAGGGCGUCGACAUCAGCAAGUGACACUUGUGUCGACGAAUCGGAGCAGGAGCUUUUCUCUGUCUCCACAGAAACCAGCGAGUCCAGUGUGCGGUCCCGGCGUAGCUGUGGACGUGCUUUGGGGUGAGGCCAGAAGAAGA
Anarrhichthys ocellatus (wolf-eel) is the source of this 2484-nucleotide messenger RNA. It is a transcript of the gene ube2t, whose product is annotated as ubiquitin-conjugating enzyme E2T (putative). The transcript is spliced from 7 exons. The coding region runs from base 156 to 740 and encodes 194 amino acids. NCBI's taxonomy places the organism in Eukaryota, Metazoa, Chordata, Actinopteri, Perciformes, Anarhichadidae. The record is from RefSeq and is a predicted model, not a curated record.